Molecule: messenger RNA, 2928 nt
Organism: Ogataea philodendri
Lineage: Eukaryota; Fungi; Ascomycota; Pichiomycetes; Pichiales; Pichiaceae
Exons: 4
Coding region: 1-2928 (975 amino acids)
Biological process (GO): nucleoside transmembrane transport
Cellular component (GO): fungal-type vacuole membrane; plasma membrane
Molecular function (GO): nicotinamide riboside transmembrane transporter activity; nucleobase transmembrane transporter activity
Source: RefSeq, a predicted model, not a curated record
AUGCAAACCGGACAGCCCAGUUUUGGAAUCUACGAGUCGCUCGUCGGCACGCGGUCGUUGGAGCCGCUCAGAAACAAUCCAGACUCUCUAUUGGCCACCAUCAAGAUGUUUGGUCUCGAUUCCAGCAAUGAUCCCGUGUACCUGAACCAAUUGCAGGACCUGGUGGCCGACUUUGAUCAAUUGGCCCCCACCAGUGUUCUGUUCAUAGGCGCCGAGACCGAUUUCGCAUACUCGGUGCUGUAUUUGGCCAACGAGUUCUUAAAGACCGGCAAACAGUUUGUUCUCCAUGCCGUUUUCAACACCGCCUCGUUGUCGGAGGACAUGCGCAAAGUUCUUUUGUAUUUGGUGGACUCUUCUGGGAUUGUCCAGAUCCGCCCCCACCUGUGUUCGAACCUGGAACUGUUUCUGAGCGACCAGUCGUCCGAAUACGACUGGAUUUUGAUCAACCACCGGUCCUCGGAAACGGACCUGAAAACGCUGCGUUUGCUCGAGUCGGUCAGCAUCGUCCAGCCCGGCGUCGCCGUCGCCAGAAUCAACUACCCGGUUCAAACAGACACAGAGUUCAACAGGUACCUUUUGGGGUCCCCCGUUUACAAACGCAAUGCAAACGAUCUAUGUGGGGACCAGGACAUCGUCGUGUUCCGGCCACCGGUGGGGCCGCCGUUCAAGCUGUCGAACCUCAAGUACAUAACGUUUCUGGUGUGCGGAAUAGCCAACUUGUGGCCCUGGAACUGUUUCCUAUCAGCAUCCGAGUACUUCCAGGACACCUUUAGCAGCCGGCCGGUGUUGGCAGACACAUAUUCGUCGUCCAUGAUGACGAUUUCCACGCUUACAUCUGCGAUGUUCAACUUUUACCUCUCACAACGCCAAAAAGGUGCCGACUACAGAUUUAGACUCAACAUGGGAGGCCUGUUGCAGUCAGGGGUGUUUUUACUGCUCACGUUGUCCACAAUGAUCCCCAACAAGCCUGUUGUUCCGUACUUUCUGUACGUGAUGACAAGCGUGUUUGUGAGCUCGUGUGCCACGUCGUUGGCCCAGGUCGGCGUGCUGGCCCUAGUCAACACCGAAGGCCCUAUCUACGCGAACGCAAGCGUGGUUGGUAAUGCCAUCGCUGGCGUCUUGCCCUCCAUCUCGUUGAUCGUGUCCAUUCUCGCCACAAACUCACAGACAAAUAGAGACCAGCAGGUGCGCAACUAUUUCUUCACCAGUUUCAGUAUUGGCCUUGCCAGCUUGCUCCUGCUCUGGAUCACAUACAAGUACAAAGAAAAAGCCGGCCAGUUCCAGAAACUCAGCGACGACGCUAACAGUCUUGACUCCGAGGUCGAGGACCAGGAUACACACGUGUCAUUCCGUGAACUAUGGGACAUUCUCAAGUACGUGCAGAUCGCCAUUUUCCUUACACUGUCGCUGACACUGAUUUUCCCCGUGUUUGCGUCCAACAUCUUCUCGAAAAGCGUCGACAAGAAGUACUUUGUGCCGAUCGCGUUUCUGCUGUGGAACCUGGGCGACCUGGCGGGCCGUGUGAUCACCGCGUUCCCGCUGUUUGUGCUGCAGAACCAGACCCGGCUGAUCGGCUACGCGGUGGCACGGGUGGUGUUUGUGCCGCUGUUUUUGAUGUGCAACGUGCGGGGCCACAGCCGUGUGUUUGGCGACUUUGUGUACCUGGUGCUGCAGUUUCUGUUUGGACUAUCGAACGGACAGCUAUUUUCGUCGUGUUUCAUGGCUAUCGGCACGCUGCUGACGACAGACCGCGAGAAAAAGGCUGCUGGCGGGUUCACCGCGUUUCUGAUCAACGUGGGGCUGCUUGUGGGCAGCGUGAUCAGCUAUUUAUUUGUCCGCCAUGCUGCACAUGAGAACCACGUCGAACACCGAAAACCAGAAGAUCCGGCUCUCGGUGGACUUGACGGUGGACUGGUUUCUGUUGUUUCUUGUUUUGUAGUAUUGGAGGGUGUUGGAGAGCUGGCCCAAUUUCUCCUCGAUCCGCAAAGCAGAAGCCUGCAUUCCCUCGACGGCUGUGUUUUCUGCCGGGGCGUUAGGCAACGACGCCUUGAACUCGUCGUUGUCCUUGAUCUCAAAGUCCACGACUUUCUCGGCAAAGGUGGACAUUUCGUUCGAGAAACAGAACUCGUACUCUCCAAUAAGGUCUGCGGUGAAGAUGUAGUCGCCCUGUCUCUGUUUCUGCUCGUUGGCGAGGAUUCUGCCUCCUGGGGCUUUGAUGGUGUAGUCCACGUCGAACGAUCCACCGGCCUGGACAGCAAAGUAGUAGCCGAUGUUGGCGCGCUGGUUCUGGUUGAAGAUGUAGAAGCACGACUUUUCAUUGGGCUGAAGCGUGAACGUGAGGGCGGUAGCCGCCACGUAGGUCAGCAGACACGAGAGGGAGAGCAGUCUGGCGAGCAUUGGGAAAACAACAAGAAAAAAGGAAUAUUUUUAGCAUCGCGACGCGUCCGGGCUCUGACGUUCCAAAUCACCGACCGCGACAGAGACUCCACGGAACAACUCACAGCCGAUUUCUGGAUCAAGGCGCCGUCCGGCAGAAUCAUGGAGAAGAUGAGCGACGUUUCGCACGGCGAGGUGCAGAUCAAGGCCCAGGAGGCGGGCAAGUUCGAGUACUGUUUCUCGAACGAAGGGUCGUCGAUCAAGACUAAAGACGUGUCGUUCAACGUGCACGGCGUGGUGUACGUGGACGUGAACGACAACUCGAACGACAACCUGGACUUUUCUGUCAGAAAACUGAUGGAGCUCGUUUACGACGUGAAGAACGAGCAAAACUACAUUGUGGUCAGAGAAAGAACCCAUAGAAACACCGCAGAAAGCACAAACAGCAGAGUCAAAUACUGGUCUGUGUUCCAAUUAAUCGUCGUGGUGCUCAACUCGCUGUUCCAGGUGUUCUACCUCAAACGGUUCUUCGAGGUCAAGACUGCUGUCUAG